AAUAGCAUGGAGAUGAACAAAAUGAUAAAAACCGCAAGGAAUAGGAUUAUGAUUAUCCUAGAACUAGAAUAAGAAUAGUGAACACACAAAAAUGGAGGCUUGGUUCCUCAUCAUCGUCUCACUCUGCGUCGCCGCCCUACUCAAAUCCACACUCACCCUUUUAUCGCCGCGCACCAAGCGCCUCCCGCCCGGCCCUCCGGCGCUCCCCCUCAUCGGCAACCUCAUCUGGCUCCGCAAGCCCAUCUCCGACCUCGAGCAAGUCCUCCGCCGCCUCAAGCCCCGCUACGGCCCCAUCAUCACCGUCAAAAUCGCCCACCGCUUCUUCGUCUUCGUCAACGGCCACUCCAUCGCCCAUCAAGCCCUCGUCCAGCACGGCGCGCUCUUCGCCGACCGCCCUGGCCCCCCGGUCACCAGCACCUACCUCAACGCGCCAAGGAAAACCAUCAGCUCCUCUUCCUACGGCCCCACGUGGCGCCUCCUCCGCCGCAACCUCACGCAGGAGAUCCUCCACCCCUCCCGCGUCAGAGGAUACUCCGCCUCGCGGCGCUGGGUGCUGUCUCUCCUCAUGGAUCGCAUCCGCGCCGCCGCCAACUCGGAAUCCUCCGUCAAACUGGUUGAUCACUUCCAAUACGCCAUGUUCUGUCUCCUCGUGCUGCUGUGUUUUGGGGAUAAGCUCAAGGAGGAUCAAAUCAAGGAGAUCGAAGCGAUUCAGCGUAAACUCCUCGUCAAUUUCCAGAGAUUCAACGUUCUCAAUUUCUGGCCGCGGCUAGGGCGCAUCAUCUUCCGCAAGCGAUGGCAGCUGCUGUUUGAGCUCCGCAAAGAGCAGGAUAGAAUCCUGAUUCCUCUCAUCAGAGCGAGAAUUGAAGCGAAGAAAACGAAGAAGACGAACGAGGAAGAAGAAGAUGAAUUGGUGGCGUAUGUCGACACACUAGCGGAUCUAAUUCUACCGGAAGAGAACAGAAAGCUCCACGAGGAGGAAAUCGUGAGCUUAUGCAGCGAAUUUCUCACCGCCGGCACCGAUACCACAUCAACAGCACUGCAAUGGAUCAUGGCGAAUCUAGUGAAGCAGCAGGAGAUUCAGGAGAAAGUGUACCGGGAGAUAAUUGGCGUGGUGAAGGAGGAUGUGGUUGAGGAGGAGGAUCUGCAGAGGAUGCCCUACCUGAAGGCGGUGGUGCUGGAGGCGCUGCGGCGGCAUCCGCCGGGCCACUUUGUGCUGCCGCACAAGGUGAAGGAGGAGGUGGAGCUGGAGGGGCACAGAAUCCCCAAGGAUACGUAUGUGAAUUUCAUGGUGGCGGACAUGAAUUGGGACGCCAAAGUGUGGGAGGAGCCGAUGGAGUUCAAGCCGGAGAGGUUUGUGGCCGCUUGCGAGGGGGAAGGUUUCGACGUGACAGGCAGCAGGGAGAUAAAGAUGAUGCCGUUUGGGGCGGGGAGGAGAGUGUGCCCGGGAUUCACAGUGGCGCUGCUGCAUUUGGAGUAUUUCGUUGCGAAUUUCAUACGCAGUUUCAAGUGGGAAGCAGAUGGUGAAGUGGAUCUUACUGAGAAGCAGGAGUUCACCAUUGUCAUGAAAAAUCCACUGCGUGCACGCAUCACUCCCAGAAACUAAAAUAUGCUUAUUUAUUUCUGUUUUACCUUUGCA
Molecule: messenger RNA, 1636 nt
Organism: Salvia hispanica
Lineage: Eukaryota; Viridiplantae; Streptophyta; Magnoliopsida; Lamiales; Lamiaceae
Product: cytochrome P450 89A2-like
Cellular component (GO): membrane
Molecular function (GO): heme binding; oxidoreductase activity, acting on paired donors, with incorporation or reduction of molecular oxygen, NAD(P)H as one donor, and incorporation of one atom of oxygen; iron ion binding
Source: RefSeq, a predicted model, not a curated record